AUCAGUAAACAUUUGGGCUCCGUCCGGCAUUUAUGUGCUCAAACCAAAUUUUUUUUUGUAUUUUUAAUUUUGAUGAUGAGUUCUAAAAAUUUAGCCAACUACACAACACAUAUUUGUAAAGAGCUGGUGCAGCCAUGCCGGUGUAUGAGGCCAAUGGGUUACCUGGCUGCCCGUUGCAUGGGAAGUUUCAAGUGCGACAAGGCGACUGUAACUGUAAAGAAGACAUGUAUACCGGUUGAGAAAAUACAGCCAGAAUACUAUAAACAGCGCAAGCCCUGCAAGCCAGAUACGGAGCUAAGGGCAAAUCCCAGUUUGGGAUACCCGCGAUGCGAUAUACCCUACAAUCCGACGUGUAUGGGGCUGUGUUUCAACAAGCCCCGUCUCGAUACGCGCCUGUACAAGCCCAGCAAGAGUCUCCAUCGUCCCUUCCAGGUCAACUGGAUAGAAUGUGUGCUGGAGAGGAAGCGUGCCAAGCGAUGCGCGGGCAAAAUAAUGCUCCCGGAGAUCAAGCGCCGCAAGAUACAGAAGCCAUAUUGUCCCCGAUGUGUGAUCCCAAAGUGCUCGACAAUGAAGCCGAUGCCGUGCAAGCCCUUUAAGCCAGCACUUCCUACAUCGGAGGAGCGCUGUAUUAAAUUCCCACUAUGCGAGUGCCCUAAGGGCAGAGAAAGGACCCGCUGCAAGAUCAAUAUGAAAGUGCAGACAACCUGCAAGCGACUGCGCACACGCUAUCCCAGUUUCUCAGAGUGUGAUGCUGCCGUGAAUGUGGCAUUAAUUAACGAGUGCUACAGUCCACCAUCCAUAUGCGAGAUGUGGCGAUCAUUCAAGAGUCGUUAUAGCGGAUAACUAAGAACUCAUUUAGAACUUUUGGGACUGUGGCUUUUCGUAUGCAACAUUAUAUCGUUCGAAACCUUUUCAAUCUAAAAUUAGGACUACAGAAAAAAAAGGGCAUUUGAGCGCUAACAACCACAUUUUUCAUUCCAAUUAGACUACAUUUUUCUGGAAAUAUCGACCCAAAUCGCUCGAAUCUUAAACAUCAAAUGGUUGUAAAAACAAGCAAGUAAACAAACCUAAAUUUUAUCCGAUGAAUCACGUUUUAACACGUGUACAAUUUCAAAAAAUUAAAAAUAAACAUAUUAAUCCGAUAUAUAAAUUCAAUUUUACGUCAUUAAAUCUUAACGAAAAAAUUUAA
Molecule: messenger RNA, 1189 nt
Organism: Drosophila montana
Lineage: Eukaryota; Metazoa; Arthropoda; Insecta; Diptera; Drosophilidae
Exons: 1
Coding region: 73-843 (256 amino acids)
Source: RefSeq, a predicted model, not a curated record